GUUUGCUCUGCCGUAGUCUAUCAUUGCACAGCGGAGUGAGUGCUUGGUUUAACGCGAACUAAUAUUACUUCCGACGAGUGAAUUUAUAUAUAUUUUUUUUAAUAAUAGUAUUAAUUCAAUAAAAAUGGAAUUAAAUUUUGUAACGACUUUAAUUAAACACGAUGUGAAUCACAACGUGAAACAGUGCAUCAAAACCAAGAAACCUUUCGUUAGCAGAAAAGAAGAAGUAAUGGCUAUCAAAAGUAAAUUUCCGUCAAAAAUUCCUCUUAUAGUAGAAAGGUAUCAUAAGGAAAGAAAUUUGCCAAUACUAAAUAAAACAAAAUUCUUAGUUCCUGAAGACAUCACUAUGUCGCAAUUCCUAGUUAUAAUUCGGAAUAGAAUAAAAAUUAAGCCAAAUCAAGCUAUAUAUCUGAUAAUCAAUAACAAAUCCAUGCUAAGUAUGAGUUUAACAAUGGCACAAGCAUAUGAGGAUUAUGGUAACGAAGAUGGCUUUCUUUACAUGACGUAUGCUUCACAAGAGGUUUUCGGUUAUAAAGAUGAUAUGAAAGAGACUAAAGCAGAUGUUCAAGCAAUGAGAGAUAGAUUUCCAGACAAAGUGCCCUUAUACGUGCAUAAAUAUGUACGUGAACGAGAGGUUCCGUCGCUGGGAAGAAGUAAAUUCCUCGUACCCGAAGAACUUACCAUGUCUCAGUUUUUGUACGUAAUUAGAACGAAAAUGAAAUUGAGAGAAACACAGGCAUUGUAUUUGCUGGUAAACAACAAAGUGCUAGCAAGUCACAGCAUGACGAUGGCGCAGGCGUACAGCCAGUUCCGUGGACACGACGGUUACUUGCACAUCACUUACGCAACUCAGCAAGUCUUCGGAUGAAUACUGUACAUAUUCAAGCUGGAUUGGUGUGAUAUCUCAUGUUCCUGAAAUUAUUUUCUUUUUUAAAGACUGAUAGUUAUUUGAUUUUUCAAUUUUAUGAUAGUUACAAUAAGAUUUGAAUUAUAAGGCAUUAAAAGCGCAUUAACAUCUUUUAUUUAUUUAACAGGACCAACCCUUACUGAUCCUGCUAAAUAAGUAAAAAUUAAAUUAAUUGAUCAAGAUAUAUAAAAUAUUGGUGUAACUAUGUACAAUUAUUUACAAUGAUAUAUACACAGUACAAAUACGCAUGUAUACCAUACGGUCCUUUAAAAUUAAAUAUAUUAUAAACAAAUACAUAUAAAAGAUUCACAACUAUAUUCCCAGAUAUGCUAGUCAAAGGGUUUGACAAAACUUGUUGAUCAAGAUUGAUUCACAGACUGUAUUCUGCUAUUUUUCUCAUAAAAUAUCUUUGAAUAAUAGUCAUAGUAAUAAAUAUAAAAUAUAAUCUAGAAUAUAAUAGUUUCAAUUGAUUUUUUUAAAAACUAAUUUUAUAUUGACUUUCAAUAUGUUUCUAAUAAUAAAUAAAUUGUAAUUUAAUAAUUUGUAAUUGUAAUUUAAUGUUACGUAAAUUUAUUUUACACAUAUGCUAAUAAAAGCGAUCUAUUUUUAAUGUAAUUACAGCGAGAUCUUUUCUGAUAGAUAUAUAAAUAAUUAGCUAUUGUUAAAGUGAAAUAAGUAUAUUUGUGUAUAUUAUUGUAAGUAAUUACAUUAUUACUUUAUCAAAUUGGAUUUACUUUAUAGGAAGUGUAAAUAUUAAUAUGAACAUAUAUACUUACAUUUUUUUAUUAAGCAAUCCACAAUUAAAUCAAUUUGAACGGCAUAUUCAAAACAAAUUAAACAUCCAUCAUGUUUUUGUGAAGAAUUUUUAGGUAUUGCAACUACAGAAAAAUGUUAAGUUUCACACUAUCUAUAAUACUAUAUAAUAUUAGUUACAGCCUGCGUAUCAUCUCUAGUAAGAUAACUUCGUAUGUUAAUAUUUGAUGUGCUAAUUCAGUUUUUCUAUUAAUUAUAUCUAUUAAGGAAAAACAGGAUUACUAUCAACUUUUAUUUGCGCUUUUGUUAUUUUUUAUAUAAUACUGUUACUCUUUUCCCAGGAAGAAAUGAAAAUCAUUGCAAUCCUUUUAAGCGAAACAACAUUUUUUUCCAAAGAAACACGAAUCGGAAGAUGAUAAAGAAGUUUGAGCCUCCUAUACUUCCAGGCUCGUUCAUCUGUUAUUAUAUUUUUUUACAUCAGCUUGUUUAUCAAUUUUUGCAGAUUAGGAAGCGUUUUCGAUGAAAGCCUACAACCGACUUCAUUUUUUUCGAUAUCUUAAACAAUUAUCGUCAUAUUUCAACAAAUUAAUACAAAACAAUAUUAAAUUAUACCUUAAAUAAACCUUCCUCUUAUAUCACUUUAUAUAUUGAUGAAAAUCCGUUGCAUAAUUUAAAAGAUUAUGAAUGCAGUUGGCGGGCAGUGCCUUUGUUUUAUACUAUGUAAACCUAAGUACGAGAAACAUUUUUUUGUUGUUGUUUUAUGAUAAUUCACUUGUUCUUAAAAGAAUUAAACUACAUAAAUCCUUUACAUAAAUAAACUAAGAUGAAAAUGCGAUUUUAGAUCGGUAGGUAAGUGAAAGUUCUAAAUAAGAGUUGAUAGUAAACCUAGUAAUGUUUCAAUCUUAGAUUUUAACAUAAUAUUUAAAAAAAAUUGUGCAACAACUUUAUCAUACAUAGUUUACAUGAUCUCAGUGAAACGAAGAAGUGGUGUAUUUUUUUUCCAAUAUAAAUUAUGCAUUUCAGUCUGCUGUAACAAUGUAAUUAAAAUAUAUUAAAUUUAA
Messenger RNA from Galleria mellonella (greater wax moth), 2721 nucleotides. Its product is annotated as protein lgg-2-like. Gene Ontology annotation, molecular function: ubiquitin protein ligase binding. The record is from RefSeq and is a predicted model, not a curated record. Lineage: Eukaryota; Metazoa; Arthropoda; Insecta; Lepidoptera; Pyralidae. Gene Ontology annotation, biological process: autophagy of mitochondrion; macroautophagy; cellular response to nitrogen starvation. Gene Ontology annotation, cellular component: cytosol; autophagosome; autophagosome membrane. The transcript has 8 exons. The coding region runs from base 125 to 868 and encodes 247 amino acids.